AUGUCGGCCUCCCUCCCCGGCAGCCGCGAGCUGCCCGCCUCGCAGUAUGAUCUCAGCACAUACAUGGGCCGCGUACGGCACAACCUGGGCCUCACCGACCCGAGCACCCUCCUCGUCGGCAGCACAGGUCUCGAGCAAGCAAAGUCCCUCCUCACCGACUACAAGCAGGGCAAGAUUCCGACAAUGACCCCCGAGCUCUGGCAGGCCAAAAAGGUCGUCGACUCGACCCUCCACCCAGAUACCGCCGAACCCGUCUUCCUCCCCUUCCGCAUGUCCGCCUUCGUCCUGACCAACUUGGUCGUCACAGCUGGCAUGCUCCAGCCCGGCCUCGGAACAGCAGGCACAAUCGCAUGGCAAGUCGUGAACCAGUCCCUCAACGUAGCCAUCAACUCGGCAAACGCAAACAAGUCCUCCCCGCUAUCCUGGCGCAAGCUCGGCGAGUCCUACGCCAUGGCCGUCUCCGUCUCCUGCGGUGUCGCCGUCGGCCUCAACAAGCUCGUGCCCCGGCUCAAGAACCUCACCCCCGCGACCCGCACGACGCUCACCCGCCUCGUCCCCUUCGCCGCCGUCGCCACGGCCGGCUUCCUCAACGUCCUCCUCAUGCGCGGCGAGGAAAUGCGCAAGGGCAUCGACGUCUUCCCCGUCGUUGCGGAGAAGACGCAGGCCGCCGAGACCAAGGAACAAGCUGUUGAAAGCGCCGCUGCCGGUAGCCAACAGCCCCAAUCCCUAGGCCGCAGCAAAAAGGCAGCCCAAAUCGCCGUCGGCGAGACCGCCUGCUCCCGCGUCUUCAACUCCACGCCCAUCAUGGUCAUCCCCCCUCUCGUCCUCGUCCGCCUGCAGGCCCAGCAGUGGCUCAAGCAGCGGCCCCGCCUCACCGUGCCCGUCAACCUCGGCCUUAUCCUCGUGACCAGCUACGCCGUCCUCCCGCUCGCCCUCGCCGUGUUCCCUCAGAGACAGAGCAUUAGCGCGGACAAGCUCGAGCCCGAGUUCCACGGACGCGGUGGCCAGGACGGUCUCGUUGUGUUCAACAGGGGUAUCUAG
This is a messenger RNA of Colletotrichum fioriniae, 1041 nucleotides long. It is a transcript of the gene fsf1, whose product is annotated as Sideroflexin FSF1. Lineage: Eukaryota; Fungi; Ascomycota; Sordariomycetes; Glomerellales; Glomerellaceae. Gene Ontology annotation, biological process: mitochondrial transmembrane transport; monoatomic ion transport. The record is from RefSeq and is a predicted model, not a curated record. Gene Ontology annotation, molecular function: monoatomic ion transmembrane transporter activity. Gene Ontology annotation, cellular component: mitochondrial inner membrane.